This is a messenger RNA of Argentina anserina (silverweed cinquefoil), 1471 nucleotides long. RefSeq names its product F-box protein SKIP8. The transcript is spliced from 3 exons. Lineage: Eukaryota; Viridiplantae; Streptophyta; Magnoliopsida; Rosales; Rosaceae. The record is from RefSeq and is a predicted model, not a curated record. Gene Ontology annotation, molecular function: protein binding. Bases 167 to 1030 code for a protein of 287 amino acids.
UCUCUCUCUCUCUCUCUCUGUUAAAAUUCAACUCUGCAAAAAUUAGGGUUUCCAAAAUCCCAAAGACCUCAACUGAAAAAGGCCGCGACGCUUUUGCCCUACCGUGUGCCCCGCGGCACCAGAUUUUUUAGGGUUUGAUUUACGGCAAAGCUUUGAUGUCUUAUCAAUGGAGACUACUUCCUUCACCCUCUUCUCCUCAUCUUCCCAGACCUUCCUUGUAGCCCUCGCCUUCACUUUCCUCUCUCUAUUCCUCGCCGUCCGAUCACGCUCCUCCAAACCCCGGCGCUCCCAAUCGGACGGCGGCGGCCCCUCGUCCUCGGGAAACGAGAAACUCUGCAAUUGCUGCUGUCACUCUAACGGCGUCGACGCAACGCACUUGAACGGCGGGACGGAGAAGCAAAUGGUGGCCGUCACGGUGGCGGAGACGACGGGCGCGUCGAUGAUGGAGCAGUUGGUUCCGGAGAUUACCACCCACGCUCUUAGCUACCUGGACUUUCAGAGUCUCUGUAAUCUUUCGAUGACUAAUUCGCUGAUGCGGAAGGCCGCUAAUGACGAUAAUGCUUGGAAAGCUCUGUACCAUAAGGACUUUACGUCGGAACAGGAUAGUGUAAAUCCAGUUAAUGGUUGGAAAGCUUACUAUGCUGCUACAAGAGCGAUCGUAAAUGUCAAUGAUCAAUUCUUCAACUUCAUCAGAGAUAGGUCACUUCCCGAAAUGCGUCAUUUAUGGCUGAAUGCAGAUUAUGUGAAGUGUGUUCAUCCCUCAGGGGAAUUCUUUUCAGGGUAUACUGCUGUAGUACGGAGUUGGCAACUCGCUUUUAAUUGGGAGCAAGGAGUUAACUUUCAGGUUCGGGAUCUGUGUGCUCGUGUACUCACUGACAUAGCUUGGGUCACCAUGAAAACCUAUGUUGGUGAUCACCUGGAUACCGGUCCAUUUAGUGUAACUAACAUCUUUGAGUUCCAUAAUGGGCGGUGGUACAUGGUGCAUCAUCACAGCUCUGUGUUGGAUGAGGUAGAACACCAGAAUGCGUAAUCAAUAGGAAAGAAGGAAUAUCCUAUCAUAUACUUAAUACUAGUGACAGAACUAGUGGUUUUUAUUGCACAAGCAACUGAAGCAAGUGCUUAGACUUUCGCUAUCAUUUCCUGGCAAAGAUCUUUUUAUUAUUCCAACCUCAAUUUUGGUAUUUUCUGGUUAAGGGGUUUUCUCUGUUUUUCACAGUUCCGUCUCCUGUCAGCUUUCUGACCUUAUUGCGAAUUAGUUACUUUACUUAAAAAUGAGAUGUAAACUGAGAUUGAAAAGGCACUUGAGCUUUCUGGAAAACUUAGUGAUCUUGGAAACUUCUAGAUUGAGGGCAGUCGCCAAGUGUAUGGGAAGCCAGCUUCAAAGCUAUUGAAAUUGUCAAUCGAAUGGCAACAAGAAACUUGUAUAGGAAUGAAUUAUGUUCGGCAUGCAAGAUCGGUCCGUUUUUUCUCG